Messenger RNA from Folsomia candida, 8711 nucleotides. RefSeq names its product homeodomain-interacting protein kinase 3. Lineage: Eukaryota; Metazoa; Arthropoda; Collembola; Entomobryomorpha; Isotomidae. Gene Ontology annotation, molecular function: protein tyrosine kinase activity; ATP binding; protein serine/threonine kinase activity. Gene Ontology annotation, cellular component: nucleus; cytoplasm. The transcript has 21 exons. Gene Ontology annotation, biological process: peptidyl-threonine phosphorylation; peptidyl-serine phosphorylation. The coding region runs from base 386 to 4639 and encodes 1417 amino acids. The record is from RefSeq and is a predicted model, not a curated record.
AUCCUGCUGUAUUCGACGAUAUUGCACAAGGUUUCUCUCUUUUGAUUUUUACUUCAUCAUCUCCCAGCAAGUGAAGUCUCUCUUCUCUUCAAUAGCAGUGGCAAGCUCUGCGCCAAGUAAAGUCUCUGCGACUGCUAUUCUCCCGUUUUGUUUCAAAAAUUAAAGAUAACCACCAGCCGUCGAGUAGUAACAUGCACUUGACCUGAAGUGAAACAGUGGAGGUUCAUCCAACGACCUAACGUUAGCUUCUUGGCAGUUUUGCUGAGGAAAUAAGUUAAUUUUCAUCCAUAUGGUUGUAAGGGAUGAGUUAAUUUUAUGAAGAGAAUAGUGACGAGCGAGAACAUUCGGAUCUCUGUGUACAAUUUCGCACAGGGUCGAGAAUGACAUGUUCCUCUCUUCGACAUCAGUUGGCGGCGGAGUUUUUCAUCAAGCAGUCUCUUCUGGAAACGGUGGUGUCAAAACCCUCAACUUGUCCUCAUCCUCCUACCAAAGUCACCAUCACAGCUACCAAGUCCCCCAGCCAGCACACUCUUCAAAAAAGAGGAAGGUCGAACACACUGCACCUAUUGAUUGCGUGACUGCUGUAGCUGAUAGCAGUAGCGGUAGUGGGGGUGGUUGUUGGUUGGGGGAGUGUCGGUGUAACUCAAAGUGUCGUCAGGGGAGGCAUCAUCUGUGUGGUGGGCGGGUGUCACAAGCUCCAAAUGUGUCAGAGAGAGGGGUGUCACCCCAACCUCCAGCAGCACACAUACACAACCAGUCUUCCGCGAACAAACUACAUCACGACUCUUCAUCGUCGUCGUCAAGCUAUCACCGGUGUAAUCGAAAGCGCAAGUGUUUAGACGCCGAAGGAGGGCUGGGUGGUGGGCAUGGUAUUGCGGAGAGUGGAGUUGGAGUAUCUCACACAACAAAUUGCAACACAACAGCCACCACGGCGGUACAAAGUAAAGCAGCAGCCAUCGGGGUCAGUAGUGGGGGUGGCGAUGGCGACUAUCAACUUGUUCAACAUGAGGUUCUUUUUUCCAUGACCUCGCAGACCCACUAUGAGGUCUUGGAAUUUCUGGGUCGCGGCACUUUUGGCCAGGUGGUCAAGUGCUGGAAACAAGGAACAAAUGAAAUCGUUGCCAUUAAAAUCCUCAAGAAUCAUCCAUCGUAUGCUCGCCAGGGCCAGAUUGAAGUGAGCAUCCUUUCACGACUUUGUCAAGAAGAUGCCGACGAAUUUAAUUUUGUUCGAGCUUUCGAGUGCUUCCACCAUCGCAAUCACACUUGCCUGGUGUUUGAGAUGUUGGAGCAAAACCUGUACGACUUUCUCAAGCAGAACAAAUUUUCACCACUUCCGUUGAAAUAUAUUCGCCCCAUCUUGCAACAAGUCUUGACUGCGUUGCUGAAACUCAAGCAACUUGGAUUGAUUCAUGCUGACCUGAAACCAGAAAACAUUAUGCUUGUCGAUCCCGUUAGGCAACCGUACAGGGUCAAAGUUAUCGACUUUGGAUCGGCUUCACAUGUCUCUAAGGCUGUCUGUAAUACUUACCUACAGUCAAGAUACUACAGAGCCCCCGAAAUUAUAUUGGGUCUGCCGUUUUGCGAAGCAAUUGAUAUGUGGUCACUUGGUUGUGUCGUAGCAGAAUUAUUCCUUGGAUGGCCUCUUUAUCCUGGGUCCUCGGAAUAUGAUCAAAUUCGUUACAUUAGCCAAACACAAGGGCUGCCUACUGAACAUAUGCUAAAUUCUGCAUCGAAAACUACAAAGUUUUUCUACAGGGAUCUGGAUAGUACAUAUCCUUUCUGGAGACUAAAGACUCCGGAGGAACAUGAAGCAGAAACUAACAUCAAGUCUAAAGAAGCUAGAAAAUAUAUUUUCAACUGUGUGGAUGACAUUGGUCAAGUAAACGUGCCCACAGACCUCGAGGGUGGUGAACUUUUGGCAGAAAAGGCUGAUCGGCGAGAGUUUAUUGAUUUAUUAAAAAGGAUGUUAACAAUGGAUCAGGAGCGUCGCAUCACACCUGGCGAAGCAUUGAACCACUCAUUCGUAACUCUCGCACAUCUUGCCGAGUACGCACACUGUUCCAACGUCAAGGCCAGUGUACAAAUGAUGGAGGUUUGCCGUCGAGGAAGUAAUACAUUUGUGUCCGCGUCCAACCAGGGCCCUUCAGCCUCUCUUGUGGCUAAUUUAGUCCCAUCUUCGGGUGCAAAUGUGACGCUGGCGUUUCCUCCCUCACUUGCAAACCAAUAUCAGUUGUACGGCAGGGCCAAUCAUCAUCGUCAGUAUUCCUCACAUGGGGGGCGUGGCGAUUUUCCACCACAACUCGUACCUCCCCUGUUGUGCCCGCCGUAUCAUGGAAACUAUUCGAAUGUGGCCGCAGCGCAGCAGCAAUAUGUUCCAGUGUCAAUGGUGGACCAAGCCAGCCGACAGAUGCUUGUAACAGGUGUACAGACUUCAUGGGCUGGUGGGCGCCAAGUUGCAGUUAUUCCAUCAACUUGGCCUGGCCCGCAUCCUCCUGCACCACAACUUCAACAACCGUUGAUUCCAGAGUCCGCCGAGUGGGGACGACCAUUGCUGGUUGAUUCUGCUGCAAUCAUCCAAAUGAAUAAUUCUUACCGGGACCAGCGGCACGUAUUUCCUGUUGAACUGGCUGAGAUGUACGAACCUCAGGGUCUAAUUGAUGGCCCAUGGGGUAAGCGCAACGGUGGACUUGGAGUCAAUUCGAAUGCAGCAGCAGCAUCUUUGAAACCAUCACACAUGGUUCUUGCUCCAGGGCAUCCUCAGCAUUCAAUUCAACCCCCACUGGCCCAUCAAACGACGUAUUCCUCCCUCAACUAUGGACCUGGGAACAAUGUGGUUGGGAAUGGGAACAACAGGAAUAGAAAUAACAACAUUGGGAAUUCUAUACCCGCACAUUCGAAAGUGCAUCACUACCACGGUAAUAGUUCUUCCCACAUUGGCCACCAUUAUGAGGGGGGCCAUGUCAAAAAAGAAAAUGCGACUCAAUUGAGCCCUGUCAAGAAACGAAUUAAGGAAAGCAGUCCAAGUAAUAACAAUCACGGAUGGAACAACAAUCAACCGGCGCAUUCAUCAUCUUCGUCGUCUUCCCGACACGUUCCUUAUACAAGUCACCAACCAAAAUUAGAAGUUCCUGGAAAUAUUGUAUACAAUCAAAAUUUCCAAGAAAACGUAGAAAAUGGGAAUCAUCAAAUGAAAGGAACUGAAGGACCUUCCAUUUCUAGUUCUAACCAAAAUGCUUCUCGAGGGUCGCUCCGACAGCCCACCAUUACAAUUCGAGACACACCGUCUCCUGCCGUCUCCGUCAUUACGAUCUCCGAUAGUGACGAUGAAGGAGCAAGUUGUCGAGAUCGGACUUGCAGCGCUUGUGUAGACUCGAAAGUUCCACAAUGCACAUUGGGAACUCACUGCUCUUCUGUGGUAGUCACUCCACAGCAAGAUGAGCAAUCUUACAGAAGCCAUAGACCAUCUCCGAGGCACAAUAAUAAUAAUAAUUCUGGACGGCGACGUAACGUUGUUUCAUGCGUAACUGUUGGGGAUAGUGACGAGGAACAUAGAAGCCCUGCUAAAUCUUCCCAACGUCAUAACGCCUCCCAGAAUUGUACAAUUCCAAAUGGCACCAACUACAACAACAACAAUCAAAAUCAACAUAUUGAGAAUAAUCAGUAUCACGCUGCUCUUCAUCCAUACUCUGCAAUGGGUCAAAUAACAAAUGGAAAUGGACCCAUCAUGCGUGACGUAAAACCUGAAGUGAUAACAUCAUACGCCUCUCAGAAGAAACGAUUACUAGCAAAGGCGCAGUCAGAAUGUCUCAUUGGGAUGAAGCAGGAGCCAGGCUUGCAUGACAUCCAUUCAAAUAACAUGAGCAAUCACGACACACCAAAGUCAAUCAAGGGUUAUCACAAUGGAGAAUAUUACCAUGGCUCUUCAGCUCAGAAUGGAAAUGUGCCCAAUGGAAGUGGCAUGAAUGGCAAUUGUGGAUCAUCGUCAUCGUCAUCUUCUAGCAUUCAAAAUGGAAUGGUGAACAAUGGGGAAUAUCACGUUCAUCUGCACGGGCAUGGGGGUCAUUUCCCACCACCGGCUCAUAGAAAUGACAACAUGACUGGACAAGAUAUGGUGGCUCAUGCACAUUUAUUGCGAGAAGCUCAUAAUCAAAAUCUUAAGUGCACUAAUUGGCCAGGAACACUUCAGCCUCAUUCAUACAGGCAAGACUUAAAUGGAAGUCGGCAUCUGUCUCCACAAACGCCACGACAGAUUUUAAUUGGUAGAGGUUUGUCUCCUCAUCCACCGCCGGCACCGCCACCGGGUUUGUAUGCCGCAUCUACACAGGAGUUAUUCCGUAGAGGAAAUCAUAACGGAGCUAAUGCAGUAUACAUGACAAGCGGUCAACCCGCUGGCCCGUAUCAAUUGAAUCCGUUUGCAUCAGGGGCUCUGCCUCCUCCAGCACAUCACGGGAGCGCAAGGUCUGUUUUGGCAGCUCAUGCCGCGCACGCCCACGCGUCUCAUCAUGGACACAAUCCCCAUACGUUACCACCGCCGGCACACUUGCCACCUGUGUUUAGUACACAUCCACCAAUGGCAAUGGCAUUUGGUCCUCUGAGCCCUGCAAAGGCCACUUACCAACCUUUGUGGUUCGCCGAGUAGUUAACUCAGUCAUUGCUACUACCACCUCUGCUUGCAAGGAUUCAGACAAAUUUGGGUUGAUUUAUGAAUCUGAAUAGAUAUAUUAUACAUACAACAACAUUAUCUUAUAUGACUCUCAAGUCGUUGGUUUUUUUAGAAUUUAAUUGUGGAUUUAAGUGACUGUUGGAGUUGACUAAUGUGAAACAACUUAAUCCCUUAAAUUCUCGUUUAAAUUGUUGGUGCUGUUUGUGCACUAAGAACAUUUUUGAUAUAUCUACCCCAUAGUAAUUACGUAUUAAUUGACUUGCAUGUCAACAUAGCCGUUCCUUGUUGCAUGUGUUUGAAUUUUUGCUUGUAUAUUAUGUUUUAGAAGGAAAGAGGCUCAGGAUUAAGGACUUACCAUUUGAAUAGAUUAGUUGACGAUAUUAUGUACUAUUUAAUAUUUAAAACCCCUCCGGUAAUUAUCGUUGUGUUGAUGAAACAUUGUUUUAUCUGUAUACAUUAUUUGUGCUUUAAUAUUAUUUCAUAUGCAUGUAGCAUCGCAUCAAAUGCUUCGCAGGACUGAUCAUAAUAAUGUUAAUGAAAUACUGAAGAUUACGUCAAAUCAAUUUAUACCGACGACAUUUGCUAGUUGCAUCACACAAAAUUAAUAAUAAUAUUUAAGUGCUUCUUCACUCGACUUGUUCACUUUUCCAUACAUAUCCCCCAGAAUACUGAGCGUGUAGUAGGAAUAAGAGGUAGGAAUCCCUUACCUCUUUAUCCUUCAUAAUAUUUUAAGGUUGUGAAUACUAACAACGACUUGCACUUGUUUAGUUAAUCUUGAAUACUUGGGCCACACUCCCAUCUGGAUAAGAUGAACAAGUCGCAACAAACUAUAAUAAUGAAAACUUUUGAGGUUUUGAGAAUCAUAUUAUGCAAAAUGCCUAUAUAGUUGUUAUUAGCUGCUCCGUUAUUCAACUUUCUCACCAAUAAUAAUAAACUUUGACCAAUAAGUGUACUAAUGAAGCUAAACUAUUGUUAGAUAUAUAGAGAUAGGGGUACAAGAUUCGCAUUAUGUGUUAAUAAGUAGUUACUAUCGCAGUUCCAUUAGUUCGACAACGUGAUAAAUGUUUAAUAUUUCGGUACAAGUAGAAAGAGAGAUAAUGAAGGAAAUGUUUAGCAACGAUGAUAAGCAUGCAUGUAUGUAGGUCAUUAGUAAAUAACUCCUAUUACGUUGGAUCGUAUUUAUCCGCAAUGAAUAAUAAGGUGAUGAUCAUGUAAUAACUUCUCGUCUAUUGUGACGCAAUAGAGUUGGAGGUGAACCAUUUUACACACUCCGCUGCUAUAGUAUACUAUGCAAGUCUAGUUUUUGAAAUACUGCGAACACUAUGCAAAUAUAUAUAUGCAUGCAUUCUCUCCAUUAUACUUCCACUUGUUGUUAUCAUACUUUUUCCCGUUCUCUAUUUCAGUCUUAAUACGACAAGGCAAGGCAACCAGUUUUGGUUCAAAGAGUUCAAGUAAAAAAAAAAACUAUUUAAACGUAGUGCGACGAGAGCCAAUAACUGUGAUCUGCUAAUUUCUUUAUUACAUUUAAUUUUGUGUCACCGUGUGUAUUAUAUAACGAGUUCCGAACUGUAAAUGUACGCUGUAUGACUUGAUGUUGCAAUUGACCUUGCAAUAACAUUUAAGAAAUAAUAAUUCAACACUAUAAAUUUAUAUACAUUUACCAAUCGAUUAUUUGUGUAAGGACAUUAUUAUUACUACUACCACUACCAAUACAAUCGUGAUGAUACGACUUCCACCGGAAUAAUAGUUAAUGAAUUAGUUACAUACAUCGCAGUGUGCCGCAGGAGGAGGAUUAUUGGUUAUUUAAAAUCAAAAUCUCAGAGAAAGUUUCACAUUUAAUAUUACUGUAUGCUUAAAUACAACAAGGACUGUUUUUUGUUAUUGUUGAUGAUGACUAUUUGAAACUGAUCAUCACAUUCACUAUUAUUAUACUCUUGAUAAUUUUAACUAUGAUAUUUAAUGAAUGGCAUCAUCACACUUUUAACUACCAAGAUUUCUCUUGCUUAUACACACACAGACUUUAUAGCGUAGGAGAAAGAGAGGAGAAAAUUUAGAUUCUGUAUUUUAAUCUUACAUCAAAGGAUGGAUUUAUAUAUUAUACAAUUUUGUGAUGAUGAACGUUUUAAGCAAUUGAACAAGUGUUGUUACAUAUUAUUAAUUGGCAGGGAGGCGAUAAUAGAGAGAAAGAGAGAGAGAUAAAGUUCCACUAAAACUAACAAUAACUUGAAGCUUGGUCCGUUAUGUAAGGUGUUGUUGGUUGCAGGCUUCCUUAUCCGUAUUUAUGACAACUUGAGCAUUCUAACAUGAUUCCAUUAUUAUUAUUAUUAACUCCAGGCUGGAAUAGGUAGUAGGAUAAUAACUUAUCGUGUAACUUAUCAGUAGUAGGAGCGGUUGUUUGUUUUCAAAGAAAUAGUUCUCAGAAAUUAGAAAUAAUUCUUUUAAAAAAUUCUUCAUCGUUCUUACCGUCGCAUUACAUAGAUAUUUAGACACGUAAAUAGAUAAUAUUUAAGGGUAGAGAGAGCGGAGACGGCGGAGGAGCGGAGAAAGCAUGCAAGUUCUCUCGCAUGUAGUUGGUUAGCACACGAAAGUGGCCUAGAUUUUUAGAUGAGGAAAUUGAGAAAAUGGACAAAAUUGGUCAAAAUAAUACAUUUCCUGCAACUUGUAGAUUGUUAUUCGCAGCAUUUUCUACUACUUGAACAUUUCUCGACCAUUCAACAGGCUAUCAAAUAUUAUCAUAUUAUGUAAUUGAAGACGGUGUAGUUCUCGUUAGUUAAAUGUAUGAAGGGGCUACUACUACUAUUAAGGAAGGAGCAGCGUUUGUACAAGUACCUUUAUGCCACUGAUUCUAUAAGUUCUAUGAAAAAAUUCAAUCGAAUAGACUGCUCUCGGUGUCCAUCAUCUCUAUUCUGUUACCGUAUCAUGAUAGCGUCGUUAUACACCAUGUAAUAAACAAUACUUGUAUACUUAAUAAAGUAAUAAGCUAAGGUUUAGUAUGAUAUAUGCCAUCACAGGAAAUGGUUAGUAAACUGCCACCAUCACCGCCGCCGCCGCCGUAUACAUAGUUGAAAAGCUGUAGAGAAAAUGGUAGCGAAAGUGUUAGUAGUCGGCGUUGGCGUUGUAUGUAGAAAUAUCUAUAAAAGAUGAUGCAGCGUAUAAUGCGAAUAAGUAACGAGUUGAUAAGUGAUGUGUAGUUAGUCGUAGUCUCAGAUGUUUCCAAUUUCUACAAUUUCUACAAUUAAUUACACACCACCAUCACCACCUCCUGGUGUCUGUGAGUCUGAUGAUAUCUUUCCUCCUCCUCCUGCCUCAAAAUAUAAUCUAUGAAAUCUAUGAAAUGCUUAAAAAACUUUGGGUGAAGUUGCCAAUUAACCAAAAAUUCUUUGUAACACUAAAACUAUAGACAUACGCGCAGUUGUAGUUGUAGUGUACUCAAGUAGAUCGCAUCCUCACUUAUCAACAUAUAUGUGAAAAUUACUGACGUUCAUAUAUGAGUCUAGUAAAUUUAGUCAAUAUUUACACUUAUGCUCGGUUAUUAUAUUAUAUUUAAGUGAGUCCAGUAGUGAUCAACUAUUACGCCUCGUGACGAGAAAUUUCUUUUAAAUAACAACAAUGCCUAAUAUUAUAUUAUUAUUAUUAUUAUUGUUCACUAUUAGUCGACUGUUACAUGUAUGUAUGUUAGGGAAUUUAUUUCAUUUUGUCAUUUUAAACUCGUCGCAUAAUCAUCACGUCUCUAAACUGAUCUAUAACUAUAAAUGAAUCAAAUUGUGAAAAACCAAUCAUGAAUCGUCAAAAAAUUAGUAAACGUUUCUUGUUCUUGUCGAGUCAGCUAUCCAGUGAAAUUCAUUAGUCUACACUAAACGAUAAAUGUCUCUCACCUGUAUAAAUUUUAUAUCAAAAUGACACGUCGAUAUCUUAUUGUUCUCGUCUCUUCAGGAAAACGCGCAGUAGAAAUUGAAACUUGUAAAACAAACAUUUGUCCAAUUGAAUUGACUAUUCGUUCUCUGAAUAAAUAUGCAGCACAUGCAACAUUAAUUACUAUUGCAACUUA